GCGCUAGCGUUUCUAAGCACUCGUGAUCCAGGUAUCCAGCUCGCAAAGCAAAGACACUCGCGCUUCCUCUAUUCUGUAGUAGUCAUUGCGCCAGGCACGUACGUAAGCCAUGGCCGGAGCAUGGAACAAGCGCAGCGUGCCGGCGCUGGGGUGGUGGCUCAUCGCUGUCGGAACCUUCCGCUCCGCCUUCACCUGGUCCUGCUUCUUCGGUUCCGCGUCGCUCUGCUCGAGCACCUACUCUGAGAUACCAAUGACCGGAGUACAUGGGCGAACGGUUGCGGUGUGGACUCUGCUGUCGUGCACGCUGUGCUUCCUGUGUGCCUUCAACCUCGGCAGCAAGCCGCUCUACGCAGCCACCUUCCUGUCCUUCGUCUACGCCCUCGGCUACCUUGCCGUCGAGUGCUUUGUGUGCCACACCAUCCGUGCAGCUAGUCUCACCACAUUCAUCUUCGUCGCAGGGAUAUCCAUGGCCUGGAUGCUGCUUCAGUGGAACUCCGAUGGCCAUGGCCCCCGUCCCCAAGGUGCUACCAAGCAGCACUGAUCACAUGGUUCUUUAUUUUCCUGUCAAAAUAGUGGGUAUCUCCUGUGCCAGUUAAUAUAAUCAAGUAAUGUUAAUAAGAGACUUUGCAGGGUCUCUAACACUUGGCCUAUAUGGGAUUAUUCUGUAAUAUUUUUUCAAAUAACAAUGAAAACCUCUAGCAUUCAGAUGAAGGGACACACACAA
Panicum virgatum (switchgrass) is the source of this 724-nucleotide messenger RNA. Its product is annotated as ergosterol biosynthetic protein 28-like. The record is from RefSeq and is a predicted model, not a curated record. Bases 110 to 541 code for a protein of 143 amino acids. Gene Ontology annotation, molecular function: protein-macromolecule adaptor activity. Gene Ontology annotation, cellular component: membrane; endoplasmic reticulum. The transcript is spliced from 3 exons. NCBI's taxonomy places the organism in Eukaryota, Viridiplantae, Streptophyta, Magnoliopsida, Poales, Poaceae.